Molecule: messenger RNA, 7817 nt
Organism: Phyllopteryx taeniolatus (common seadragon)
Lineage: Eukaryota; Metazoa; Chordata; Actinopteri; Syngnathiformes; Syngnathidae
Gene: kirrel3b
Product: kirre like nephrin family adhesion molecule 3b
Exons: 17
Coding region: 313-2643 (776 amino acids)
Biological process (GO): cell-cell adhesion; synapse assembly
Cellular component (GO): cell-cell junction
Molecular function (GO): cell adhesion molecule binding
Source: RefSeq, a predicted model, not a curated record
GCAAGAGAGAGAGAGUGAGAGAGCGUGAUGGAGAGAGACGGGACGAGUGAGCGCUGAUGAGCCGGAGUAUGGAUGGCCAGCGAGACGCUGUGCGAGUCAGCCAGAGAAGACAGUGAAAGUACAAGAAGCUCCCAUCAGGAGAAGAGCAUGUGAGCCUGAGCUCACCUCCGGCAAUUCUCAAGUCUGACACGUUGGAAAAAGACAGAAGGAGGAGGAGGAUUGGCGAAGAACUGAAGACACUAUAGCGGCUUUCCUCUGGUAAACGGGCACACUAAAAAGGAGGGCUGUUUUGCCACUCUUACACUCUCAAUAAUGAUCCCUCGGGUUCUUCUGCUCCUGUGGAUCUUCGGACACGGUGUAGAGUCCAUGUUUUCCCAGCAGCCACAGGACUUGGUGGUGGUGGCUGGCCAACCUGUGACCUUACCAUGUUCCAUCCCUGGCUACCAUGGCGUUGUCCUGUGGAUCAAAGAUGGCCUGGCACUCGGGGUUGGAAGGGACCUCUCCGGCUAUCCCCGUUACACAGUGAUUGGCGACCACGGCUCCGGAGAGCAUCAUUUGCGAAUCCAGCGUGUGGAGCUGAUGGAUGAUGCUGUGUUUGAGUGCCAGGCCGUCCAGGCUGCCAUGAGAUCCCGUCCUGCCCGCCUCACUGUGCUUGUUCCACCCGAGGACCCCGUCAUCAGCGGAGGGCCAGUGGUAAGCCUGAGGGCCGGCGACCCACUCAAUCUGACUUGCCAUGCUGAUAACGCCAAGCCAGCAGCCUCUAUCAUCUGGAUCCGCAAUGGAGAGGUCCUCAAUGGAGCAAUGUACUCCAAGACAUUGGUCCGCGAUGGAAGAAGAGAAACCACCGUGAGCACGCUCUACCUGUUGCCCUCCAACAUCGAGACUGGCCAACAGAUCAUCUGUAAGGCCUCAAACAAGGCAGUCCCCAACGGCAAGGAGACCAGUGUCACUAUUGACAUCCAGCAUCUGCCUCUUGUCAAUCUCUCAGUGGCGCCUCAGCCAGUUCUUGAGGGAAACCUUGUGAGAUUCCACUGCUCUGUAAAGGCCAACCCUCCUGUCACACUAUACAGGUGGGCAAAAGGAGGAAGUAUAAUAAAGGAGGUCUCCGGCGACACAUACGAGGUGAUUGUGGACCACUCCUUCUUCACAGAGCCCGUUUCCUGUGCAGUAACCAACCAACUCGGCAGCACCAACGUUAGCCGUAAUGUCGAUGUCUACUUUGGGCCUCGCAUGGCUGCAGAGCCUCAGUCCUUGCAGGUGGACCUUGGAUCCGAUGCCGUGUUCAACUGUGCCUGGACAGGAAAUCCCUCUCUUACAAUAGUGUGGAUGAAGAGGGGUUCUGGAGUGGUUCUUAGCAAUGAGAAUCUUCUAACACUGAAAUCCGUGCGGCAGGAGGAUGCUGGGAAAUAUGUUUGUCGUGCUGUGGUCCCAAGAGUUGCCGCAGGCGAGAAGGAAGUUUCUCUCACUGUCAAUGGGCCACCCACCAUUUCCAGCACUCAGACACAACAAGCCUUGCACGGAGAGAAAGGACAAAUCAAAUGUUUUAUUCGAAGUACUCCACCACCAGACCGCAUUGCCUGGUCCUGGAAAGAGACUGUGUUGGAGUCUGGGACGUCCGGCCGCUACACCGUCGAGACGGUCACCACAGAGGAAGGUGUCAUCUCCACACUGACCAUGAGUAAUAUUGUGCCAGCUGACUUCCAGACAAUUUACAACUGCACUGCAUGGAACAGCUUUGGCUCAGACACUGAGAUAAUUCGCCUUAAGGAACAAGGUGGGAGCCAAGACUCCCUUCCCGUAGCGGUGAUCAUCGGCAUUGCCGUGGGAGCUUUUGUUGCCCUCAUCGUCCUCAUGGGAACCAUUGGAGCGUUCUGUUGUACCCGCUCCCAGAGAAAGGAAGCGCACCUGGUUAUGCCCUCACUGCCCGUCUCCAUCUGUGCUCACCAGAGAGAACUUGCAAGCAAAAUUAAAACAGAAAAUCUGAAAGGAGUUGUGUCUGCAAAAAACGACAUCCGGGUGGAAAUUGUGCACAAAGACCAUAAUGCCGCUAGAGAAAACGAAGAGCACACCUCCAUGAAACAACUGAUGGUGAGUGUGGAACGUGGGGAGUUCCAGCAGGAGUCUGCUCUGAAGCAGCUGGAGGUUCUGCAAGAGGAAGAGAAAGACUAUCAGCACAUUAAGGACCCCACAAAUGGCUACUACAGCGUCAAUACGUUCAAGGAGCACCCGACACCAACCAUGGCGGGGAACCAGUCCACUGAUGGGAGGAAUCCAACAAACACAAGCACCCUAGGCAAGCAGCGGGUACCAACGGGCAUGUCCUUCACCAACAUCUACUCUACUCUCGGAGCAGGCCCCAAUCGUCUGUACGACUACAGCCAACGCUUUGUUUUGGGCAUGGGCAGCAGCUCCAUUGAGCUCUGCGAGCGGGAGUUCCAACGUGGCUCAUUAAGCGAUUCCAGUUCCUUUAUCGACACGCAGUGCGACAGCAGCGUCAGCAGCUACAAUAAGCCGGACGGCUACGUGCAGUUCGACAAAGACAGCAAGGCGUCGGCUUCCUCGUCAUCCCACUACUCCCAGUCUUCAUCGCAGAACUCAGACCUAACCCGGCCCCUGCAGAAGCGCAUGCAGACCCAUGUCUGACAGCCAGGAAGUGAGGGAUGCUGUUUAAACAGGGUGUGAACAAGCCUCAGUGUGAAACUGUAUCUUCUUCUGGAGGUGCAGGAGACGGGUGGUUUGAUCAAAAGUUGUGACUUCUUUUCAGACUUCGCAAUUUCUUCAAAUGUGGGUCAAGAAGCCUUAUACUGCCGUGUUGCUUAAUCACGCGUCCUUUUUUAAAGAAUCCAUAAUCUUGAGUAGUGCCACAGCAGCGAUGUUUGCCAACACAGAGACAAUCCAAAUAUGGAGCUUGAAGUGAUUUACCACAUGGGAUUGUUCCGCUGAUUAAUGGUCAGCGAUAAAACAAGGCUUUGUUUGAUAAUCUGCUCCCUUUGCAAAUACAUUUUUUUUAAGAUUGUCGUUCUAAAAAAAGAAAAAUCAUUCUUAUCAGUGUUGGAGUGAAAGAGUACAAGUGUGAGCUACUUUCCCACAACUCUUUCAUGUACUGUAGUUUCAAGCACAAUGACUGUAUGUGCACGAGGUUUUUAAGUGUUGCAAUGACAAUUCAACACCCAUCACCAACCCCUACCUCCUUCGGCCCUAAGCUCGGCUUGUUGCAACUUUCCUCCUGAACAGGUGGAGUAAAACUUGCGUCUCUCCACAUGCCCACAGACAUGUUUAAUAGAAGAGCUGUAUUUGGGCCAUAGAGGCAGAAGAUAAAGAAGGGCUGAGACCACAUUUGCAAUCCAGAGUCUUGAGUUUUACAUUGACGCUCUGAUUAAAGAAUAUCAGUGUAAAUAUUGUAUAUGACUGUAAAUUAUUUUCUGAAUCUUAAAGAGAAAACAUUGGUUCACAUUGUCCCAAAAAUGUAUUAUCUACUUUGCCUUGAGACCUGUUAGAAAUGAAAAGUGUUGACUCAGCAAAGCGGGCUUAUUCGAUAUCAGCUUCUCUGUUGACGUGGAGAGGUAUCAUUUAUAACGGAACACAAUGCAGCCUGUAAACUAACUUGUGCUGCACCAGAAGUCAUCAGCCACACACACUGAAUGAAAUGUAAACAUAUUGUCCUGAUGAUUCUUAUUUUUGUGGUUAUAUUGCUGUGCGUAGUGAGUGUUACUGAUGGAACAGGAACUGGAGACCAAGAUGUCACAGGAGUCAAAUUUACAAAACUUUUGUCUUUUGAUUUAGAUUUUCCAUCCAGUGAAUCUUUAUUAUUAUUAUUAUUAUUAUUAUUAUUAUUAUUAUUAUUAUCUACACCAACGUGGUUAUGUUCAACUUCCUGGCUACAAGUUUGACCUUGACUUUUAAUUUAAUAUUAUUUCAUUUUAUUAUAGUCACUCUAAAAAAAAUGAUUGAAAAUGAUUUGAAAAUUACAACAAAGUGAUACGUAUAUUAAAAAAAAUUGCUUUACUUUUCAAUUUGGAACAAAAAACUGCUAAAAUGUGUUGGUUAUAGCAAAAUAUGUAAGUAAAUCCCAAGACAUUUAACUGGAAAAUGGAAGUCAUAUUUCUCAGUCCCACAGUGUAGUGCUCCAACUAUAAUAUAAAAUAUACUGUACGUGUAUAUUUUUGUCAAAAGAAUGAAAUAAAAAGCUUGUGUUUAUGUAUCAAAAGGUAUCCAACCAGGUUUCAUUCAAAUUUGGCAAACUACACUUUUUCAGAUGAUGAUUUCUCCCUCAAACCCCAUCAGAAUGAGAUAAAUUAUAAUCUGAUUUGAUGGGAUUUGAGAGAGAAAAACUGUUGGAUUUAAAUAGGACAACAAUAGCUGUAACGAACUAAGGAUCCAUCAAUUCAGAUUUUCUUCUGGAUUCAUGGGAGCAACAUUUCCACCCUUGCAGUUCUCUCAGUUCAGCCAUUGAUUUUGUAAAUGACAAAUGCUUCAGCCUUGCCAGAGGUCUACUGUAUGCUUGAGUGCUUUGGUUUUUUUGCACUGUAUAUGCUAAAUUUGGAUUAUUUAGUGGAGAGUAGAGACAGAAUAGAGAAAAAUUGCCUCUCCAAAAACAAUCAUAAAACAAUGUUUCAAAGUGAAACUGUCAAGUGUUAUCGUCACACUUUGUAUUAUACUGAUGUGGGAUUAAAAAAUAAAUAAAUAAAUAAAUAAAAACAAGUGGUAUGAAUAAUGCUGCCACUAAAGAUAUUUGUCAGUCAUUGGACAUGAUGUCAUGAUUUUGUAUUAAGUGGCUGGUAUACAAAAACAUCAAACUUCAUUAAAAUUUGAUUUACCCGUAAUCAAAAUUCCACAUCUUUGAUCAUGCUUUGGGCUUUGUAAGGUUAGUUAAAGUAUAGAUCUCAAGACUGAGCUGCUUGCCCACUUUUGCAAACAACAAUGACAAUUAAUAUACAGGUGAUCUUGAUAAAGGUUUCUUCCUAGUUUCCCAGCGAACCACCAGCCUGGCCAGAAUAAGCAUUGAAAGCACAUUAAAAAUAAUUACUCUCAAGGUAUGCGAAUGGUUUUGAAACUGUGCUUGUGGCGUGGACUAUAAAUUUAUAAAAGAACUGGUCCCAUUUGUACACUUGAAUGCAAAAAGGUCAGUUUAAACAUUGAUAAUCCAUCUUGGAAUUUAGCAGACUGUAUAUACAUUUCUUAAAUGCUGUCUUUUUUGUGUAUAGUUUUCCCCCUCUUGUUUUUCUUUAUUUCUCAGUCAUCACGUUUAACUAUAUUAAAGCUCAUCAAAUCCAUGAUACGUCACAAACUGUACAGACACUUACAUGAAUUCCAUCAAGUCUGCUUUUUUCUCUCACAAAUUUACAUGAAAGAAGGCUUAAGUGAGCACUUCCCCUUCACUAUUUUUACAGGGAAGACUUUUGCAGCUAAACACAGGACAUUUGAUAGAAAUGAGAAGCUGGAAGUUUAGCUGGCACUCCUUAGAAGUGAGAUGAGGUACAAGUUGAUUAUUCUAAUAACUUCAGCCCCUCGGAGAGACGCCUACUGCUAUUUUAUCUGGUUGCAGGUUGACCAACUUUUCAAAGAAGUACAGAAUCUAUAACUCGACCAAUCAACAUAUCUUGCCACAUAAUCAAGCAUGAAUUGUUACAAACAAUGAAUAAAUCACUGAGGUUAUGAUCUCUAGUGGUGACAAAUGCUUAUUUACAGAAUUCUUUCUCCUGCUACGUGUAACCACUGCCAAUCCAUUUCUGUUUAAGGCAGAUGUACACAGAUUUUUUUUUUCUCACCAGUCCAGGUUCAAAAGCUAUAGAGUAUUAAAUAUUUGUGCCACACUAAAAUAAAAAAUAAAAUAAGUAAUGAUGUGAUUAAAAAGAGCAGUUGUGAUAUUUGGUGACUUAAUUUGUAAAAUUACAGGGCACAAAAUUUACAGUAGAAUAUAUUAGGUCAAAUGCCCCAAAAGUAAAAGUCGGACCACCAACAUAUUUCUGGAAAUAUCUGCCUCAAAGGUUAAACAAACUUAGAGUUCAAAGUUCAAACCAUUAUUGUGAGAGGCAAAGCAUUAACUCCACAAGUUCUGAGAAGAACCUCGUUUGUUGGAUAUGUUCAACCAUGAAUUGAAUUCGAAGAUUAAAAGGGUUUUUAACAAAUCUAACAUUCACCUUUAUUAAAAUGAUGACUUUGUUCACAUACCACUGUAUGACAAAAAUACAAUUUAAAAUCUUAAAUCAAAGUACCAGCAACUUGUAACAUUGAGACCUUACUUUUGUAACAUUUCAACUUUGUUUCGUUUUUCUUUAGUUGUGGGAUGGCACUUUAUUAUUUCUUCUUAAACACACAUCCCCAACAAAAGCAAGUGUUAAAAAAGUAAAAAUCUUAACACUCGGGCUGAGCAAUGCAAGACACAAAAUUAUGGCUGAUCAAACAUAAACAAAUAAAUAGCCAACAUAUUGUUAGUUCAAUUAAUGAAAAUUAAAUGCUGAAAGCAAUGUUUAUGAAACUGUUCAUCCUGGCUGGGUUUAUUUAUUGAUUUAUUUGUUUGUUUUUCAUAGGGGGAAAAAAAAUAAAAUAACCUGUGGCCUAAAAUACACCAGUCUUGCCUGGGUAUCCUUCGGGUAUUCUUUCCCAGAGGACCUUGCGUUGCAUUGUUUAGUCAGAAUGAAGAUGUAGGGCUGCUUUGCGGCAAUUUUAAUGUUACUGUGUGGUUGCAAUAUGCCUUCAUUUUCUGAAUCAAUUGGCAAAUAUGUUGUCAGCAUAUUCUCCUGGAUGUAAAAACAACACAGAUCUAGUCCAAAAGGUCCAAUUUUCUUUGUCUCGUGGAUCGCCUGCAAUGACACACCCCCCAAAAACAAUGCAUUUUAUUUUACUGGUUGAGCGAACAGGCUCAGUGCAAAGCAAAAUGAUUAAUAUUUUAUAGGCCAGCCGUCUGUCCCAAUUCCACCAUCCCAUGGCCUUGAAUGUACCGCUGAAAGAGUCAAAGCCCAUGUGCCCUUUUCACCUGUAGGCUGCUGCAUUGUGUUUGUCAGACAACAAGCAGCGUGCAGAUACGAGGGCAAAACAGAUGAAUAAACACAAAGACCCAGAACAGUUACAAGGGGGUGCUACCAACAAAGUGAUUUAUUUUUCAGACAUGCCAAAGACGAGUCUGUGCUACAUUCAACACAACUGGAAUGGGGAUCCUUCUAUGAGAGACAAAGCCACUGGUUACUUGUUCACUGCCUCAAAUGUAAUUCUAGGUCUUGAGGAAAGUGGAUAAAGGAACGUCGGUCAAUAUGUCCACCUCGUUGUAUACGAUGCUGUCCAUAAUGGAAGACUGCCAUGAAAAGGUGCCAUGAAAUGUAGAGGCCAUCAAAUGAACAAGUUCUUCAAUAUGUGAUUGUUUUCUGAAUCUCUGUUUUGCUCUCAAUUAAUUUAUUUCUUUUGUACAAAUCAGUGUAUUGUGUGUACAAGGAAGAAAAUGAGUGGGGCUAACAAUGUUUAAAUGUUUUUGACAGAAUAUGCUUCAGACCCAGCAGGGAUGGCCCUGGUUCAGUAUGCAGCAUACAAUGUACACAAAGUCACACAAUAACUGGAACGUAUUUGUAAUUCAAAUGAGAACAAUUCUUGCACUGAAAGCAUCUUCAUUUGCAAACACUACGUGAACUUGGUUUGGAAAAGUGACUUAAGGGGAUGAUAGGAAUCAAAAGUCAACAUGUAAAUUAUUAGGAGCUGUUUUACUCAAUGGGCCUACCUGUAUGGAGUAAAAGAGAAAAACAAGGUUGUAUUUUAACUGUGCUGGUCUGUGAAUCUAUGAUGCUUUUGCUCUGUAUAUUUGGAGAAUAAAGAUCAUGUUUGAGUUU